CCUUGAGGAGGCAGCGUCUCAGCCAAUCAUCUGCGGCGACACACUCUAAGCUCGGCCAAUCGGGUGCAGAGCCCAGCGUCUCGCUGGGCAACCCAGAAGGAGAGGAGGUCAGAGGCACUGGAGACGGACAGAGAAGAGAAGGUCUGCAGUUGUGUGUGGUUCUAGUUCGGUGAUGAGGUCUCGGAGCUACAGCUCUGACGCGGCAGGUCCAGAGCCUCCACCUGCCGGUUCCUCCCUCAGCAGCAGCGAUGAAGACUCGCCGAGCGGCACCUCAGCACCAGACUCUCAGACCGACCUGGAGAGUCUGGCCAGCUGGGACUUGGACUCGUGCUCAGACCAGCGCGCCGUGCUCUCAUUGUCCCAGAGAGUCCAGGUGAACCGCAGCAUCCUGCAGCAGCUGCUGAAGAACCAGGAGCUGCAGGCCGAUGGCGACCAAUCCGGACCCCGAGGUUCAGGUCCUCACAAGCACAACGUCUUUGUGUCGUCGCAGUUGCCGCGGCAGCAGCAGCAGUGUGAGUUCAGAGCUCGUAUGAAGCGCCGCUGCGUCCCUCUGAGAGCCGACCACAACCUGCUGACCCCCGCCGCACAAACACUAUCGGGGGUCAGACUGCGACCCGUCACCCAGGCGAGGUCAGAGGGAGCCCCACUCUCAGGUCACGACAGCGACUCAUCCAGCAAUGAAUCAGCUCUGGGACUGACUCAUCGGCGCCUGCGCUUUGAGGAUGAGACCGAGACCGACGUGGAAUUCCGUUACCAGGAGCGCCAGCGGCAGAGGAGAAGGUCGGCGCAGCAGCCGUCGGGAGUUCUGGCGUCCAAACCGGAUCUUAACCUCUACAUAGAAGGGAGGGCGGUGAACGACGCUGGCAGACUGGACGGGAGAGGCAUCAAUCAAUGCAACACUUGUGGGACGAUAUUAGGGGACUUAGAUGUGCGGCUCCACCCGACACAUUCAGAACGACGAGGGCCGAGCCAGAGCAGGAUGAACUUGUGGACCGAGCCCAUCAGAGAGACUUACAUUGGUUCAGUCAAGCUGCCCGACACCAGAAGGGGGGCGUUGGGAGUGCCGAAGAUGAAGGUGAAGAGAAGGCCCAAGGAACCCAAUGGAAAUCUGCUGCCAGUCAACCCGUACUCCUCUGAUCCACCAAGUCAGGCUGCACCUGGACAUGUUCCGAGUCUUUCUUAUGGUGCUAGCAGCAACAGGCCCUCGCAUCAGUACCAGGAGACGCUCAAGCGAGUCCCAGUCCCCACGCAGAUCUUCUCAAAGAGUGAGAUGACAGAGAGAAGUCCUGGUUUGGAUCUGAGCGACUGCAACACAGCCCACUCUGAGAGGACUGGAAACCAGUCCCCAGUGGUCACCACCUCAGACAGGCAGCUUGAAGAUCUAACAGUUGCAGAGCUUCGCGACGACACCUCGCACACUCCAACAUUCAAAAGCAGGGAUGAAUCUUCCCGUUUGUCUCUCCGUCGCCUUUUCUCCAACGUCACCAUAAGCAGAAAGCGGAGCAACAGCUUGGACCACCUGACUUCCCCACGUCGGUCCUCUUCACCCAACUGCAAAGAAAAAGCAAAGCCCAAGAAGAUGCAGUCUCUUGAAGCUGAAGCGGCAUUAGUGGGAUCUGCCACCCGGAGUGGCAUGAAGUCUCCUCCUUUGCUGAAGAAGUCACCAUCUCUCCAGUCACUCACUGUGGGGUCGCCAUUCUUGCAGUUGAGGAAGUCCUUGUCGGUUCAGAGCUUUGGAUCACAGCAAUGGAGGAAGAAGGAUCGGUCUGAGAACUACAAACCAGCGACAGAAUGCAUCCUGCAACGAUGUCUGAGCGUGGAUGAUGUGGGUCAGCCCAGUUCAAUGCGCUCAGUCGGCCGUGUUCUACAAGUCUGCUCUGACGGGACGUUUCUGAUCGAGCUCUGUCGAGCUUCCCAUGAAAAGUUUGGCUUCAUCAUCAGCAGAGGAAGAGGACGGCCUGACUCAGGUGUUUACGUGGAGGACAUGGUGGACACCAGCACGGAGAAGCUGUACGCCGGUCUGCUGUCAGUUGGGGACGAAAUUGUGGAGGUGAACGGAGAGAAAGUGGCCUGCCUCAGUCUGGACGAAGUCACCCAUCUGAUGACCCAGAACAUUACCACCACAGUUCGUGUGCUUCGGCACUGGAAACCGCCAUCACGGUGACCAGAACUCAAGUGUGCCAAAUUGACCUCAACCUAACUACAGCGCUGCUAAAGAUUAAUCUGAGAAACUGGACCAAGAAAUCUCCACACCGACGUUGCAAGGCCUUUGCUUUAGAUUUCAAUCCCCAAACUGCUACUUAAAAAAUACUACUGAAGUCACUCGACGAAAAUGCACUGCUCAGGCUACUACUACUGCUGUCUAACCCGGAUACACAAAGAUUUACUUCUGCAUUUCAAUAAAUGAUAAAGUCAAAACUAAAGAAUAUUAGCUUAGAGCCAGAGCCAGAGCUAGCUAGCUAGCAAUUACUGUUUGUAGCCCAAUACAAUUGCAUUGGCAAUGUGGUUCAAACUAGUCACGUUGAAUGAAUAUAUUUGGUCAUAUUAAUGCAUUAAACUUGACAGUAACAUACUUUAAAAGGUAUGUAACAACAAAACAGCUACAAUCGUCCUUGUCUUUAGAAAACCACAUUGCUGCUAACGCUAGCUGCCGAGGAACACACAGCUUAUGCCUGACGUGAUAUAUAAAAAAGGCUGCUAACUAUAGGUAACAACUACGCUUCAGCAAGUGAUGGUGCUUUAGCCAUUUCUUCGGUCACAUACUUUUUGUUUCGGCAGGUCCAACUCAGUUUUUUUUUCAGUUUAUCAAGUGAAACAUAGUAACAUACACAGCGAAAGGAGCGCCAUCCCAUGGUUAACCUCAACCUCCACCUUUCUUUAAAGUGGCCCUCUGUCCACGGCGUCAGGAUAUGCCGAUGGGAACGGACCAAAGAAGUGAAGCACAUUGGUUAAAAUUCCUGUCCAUUUAAUAUUUGAUCAUCGGUGGCACUGUCAUGGCAGAUUAGGCGAGGCAGAGUAGCAGAUGACAGAUUAUCACGAGCUCACCGUUGCAAUUUAAUCAGAUUAACGCCUCGCAAAGUGGAUGAAACAUUCAAUGCAUUUGUGCCAGACCCAACUCGAACUCACGCACGGUGGAGAUGAAGACAGAAGAUCGCACCUCGCGGUGCGGCCUGGUCCCUCGAGUGUGUUCCAUUGUUUUGAAGGCAGCGACGAAGUGUUAAAAAAUAUUCUGCAGUAUUUGUAUGCAAGUCAUGUGUCAACAAGAUCUCCAUUUUAUUUAUGAAUUAAAACAUGUU
This is a messenger RNA of Synchiropus splendidus (mandarinfish), 3296 nucleotides long. RefSeq lists its product as uncharacterized. Gene Ontology annotation, biological process: regulation of cellular localization; centrosome cycle; establishment or maintenance of cell polarity. Gene Ontology annotation, molecular function: protein kinase C binding. Gene Ontology annotation, cellular component: nucleus; cell cortex; apical plasma membrane. NCBI's taxonomy places the organism in Eukaryota, Metazoa, Chordata, Actinopteri, Syngnathiformes, Callionymidae. The coding region runs from base 173 to 2164 and encodes 663 amino acids. The transcript is spliced from 9 exons. The record is from RefSeq and is a predicted model, not a curated record.